Messenger RNA from Colletotrichum orchidophilum, 1002 nucleotides. Its product is annotated as oxidoreductase NAD-binding domain-containing protein. Lineage: Eukaryota; Fungi; Ascomycota; Sordariomycetes; Glomerellales; Glomerellaceae. The record is from RefSeq and is a predicted model, not a curated record. Gene Ontology annotation, biological process: ergosterol biosynthetic process. Gene Ontology annotation, molecular function: cytochrome-b5 reductase activity, acting on NAD(P)H. Bases 1 to 1002 code for a protein of 333 amino acids. The transcript has 3 exons.
AUGUUUGCCCGAACUGCUUUCAGGGCCGCGCAACCCCUUAAGUUGCAAGCCCGCCGCUACGCUACCGAGCCGGCCGCCAAGGGCAGUAGCUCCAAUACGGCGCUCUACGCCGGCGCCGCGGCCGCCGUUGCGGGCGGCGCUUACUACUUCCUUGCUGGCUCCUCUCCGGCGGCCCAGAAGGCCGAGGCCAAGGUCAAGGAGGCCGUCGGCGCGGCGCCCAAGAAGGCCCUCACGGGUGGCGAUCAAGGGUUCGUGUCGCUCAAGCUCGAGGACUCGGAGAUUAUCAACCACAACACCAAGAAGCUCCGCUUCAAGCUGCCCGAAGACGACAUGGUUUCUGGUUUGGAUGUUGCCAGCGCCAUCUUGACCAAGUACAAGGGCCCCGAGGACGAGAAGCCUACGCUGAGGCCUUAUACUCCUACCAGCGAUGAGGACGCCAAGGGCUACCUCGAGCUCAUUGUCAAAAAAUACCCCAACGGCCCCAUGUCGACGCACCUACACGACUUGACCCCCGGCCAGCGCCUCGACUUUAAGGGCCCGCUUCCCAAGUACCCCUGGUCGCCCAACAAGCACGAGCACAUCGCCCUCGUGGCCGGCGGCACGGGCAUUGCCCCUAUGUACCAGCUCACGCGCGCCAUCUUCAACAACCCCGAGGACAAGACCAAGGUGACGCUCGUGUUUGGCAACGUCACCGAGGAGGACAUCCUUCUCAAGAAGGAGCUUGCCGAGCUUGAGAACACGUACCCGCAGCGCUUCCGCGCCUUUUACGUGCUGGACAAGCCGCCCAAGGAGUGGGCUGGUAACAAGGGCUACAUUACCAAGGAGCUGCUGAAGCAGGUUCUCCCCGAGCCCAAGAGCGACAACAUCAAGGUUUUUGUCUGCGGUCCUCCUGGGCUGAUGAAUGCCGUUUCGGGUAACAAGAAGAGCCCCCAGGACCAGGGCGAGCUUGUUGGUGUUCUCAAGGAGCUGGGAUACUCUCCCGACCAGGUCUACAAGUUCUAG